This is a messenger RNA of Eutrema salsugineum, 954 nucleotides long. RefSeq names its product ACD11 homolog protein. Gene Ontology annotation, cellular component: cytoplasm; cytosol; membrane. The transcript is spliced from 3 exons. Lineage: Eukaryota; Viridiplantae; Streptophyta; Magnoliopsida; Brassicales; Brassicaceae. The record is from RefSeq and is a predicted model, not a curated record. Gene Ontology annotation, biological process: intermembrane lipid transfer; ceramide transport. Gene Ontology annotation, molecular function: ceramide 1-phosphate transfer activity; ceramide 1-phosphate binding. The coding region runs from base 80 to 754 and encodes 224 amino acids.
AAGAGAGAAUUUUCAAAGUCUCUGCAAUCGUGGCGGCGAAGCUAUAUAAGAGAAAGAGAGGAGGAGAAGAGAAAAAGCAAUGGAGCAAGACAUGAUCGAGAACAACACAAGAGUUAACACGCCUUUGUCGGUUAUCACGGAGGCUUUUGAGGAUCUCGCAGAUUUUCUAAAACCGCGGCGGAAUAAACGGUGCGACGAAAACGACGACGAAUCGAUUGAUGGAUUAAGGCUCGAUGCGUUUUGCAGUGCGUGUACUCACGUCUCUGUUCUCUUCGGUUGCCUCGGAUUUGCCUUCAAAUUCGCCGAAAUGGAAUACGUCUCCAAGGUUAGGGAUUUGGUGGAGGCAUCAAAAACUUUUGAGACGUUACAGAACAUUUUGGAUCUUGAUGUAGAGAAUGAAACGGUUAAAACGCCUGGAAGCAAUUCGCGAAAUCUCCGACGUGUUAGACUAGGCUUAGAGCUAAUCCGAGCCAUCUUCGAACAGUUUUUAUUGACGGACGAGUAUUAUUCUUUGAAAGACGCUGCAACGAAAGCUUACACACAAGUAUGUGCACCGUUUCAUACAUGGGCGGUUAGAACCGCUGUUUACGCCGGAAUGUAUACGCUUCCGACAAGGGAACAACUUCUGUUACGUCUUAACGAAACAGAUCAAUCUGUGGAGAAGAACAUGAGGAGGUACAUGGAAGUGUCUCGACCGAUCAUAGAUUAUAUUGACAAGCUUUACAUUGAUAGGAACAUUAAAUUGAAUUGGUAGCAAUUUUUCUAAACAAAUAAAAGGUUAGUUUAAAUUUGGAGCUUUGUCUUGAGGCCCAAUGAUUGUUCCCUGGAUGAGAUUUCUUUCUUGAAACAGAUUUUGGGUGGAAUAACAUUACUGAAUGACAUAUGUUUUGGUACAAAAAAAUAUAUUAUACUGUUUAUUGUUAUGAUCUACGUAUGAAUGAGUAAAUUUGUGCU